UUGCGAAACUUAAGGUUACACAUAACAGCGUUUCGGUCGAGUGCUUUUGGAUUAGUUUCAGGUUAAAUAUUUUAGGUAUAAAGAGAACUAUUGCGGUGAAUUCUGUUUCUUCAUCCCAUGAUUCAUUAUCUUCGUAUUCUCAAACUCAUUCAGAAACAGAGACAACUCAUUCUUAUGAUCAUCUUACGGGUGGUAUAAGUAGAACUUCAACACCCUCACAAGAAACUGAUACAUCAACUUUAAUGACGCAGACCCCACCACAUAUAGGAAUUUAUAUGCUUCCAACUGAACCUCCACCUUCCCAACCUCCAUCGACUUCUUUACCAAUGAAUCGAAAUAAUAAUGAUGAUUGGCCUCCACCUCCAAAUUAUCAAUCCGAGCCACCACAAUAUACUCCCCCUUCCACUAAUGAAAUUAGUUCUAAAAAUAAUAAUUCAGAUGCUACACUUGAAGCUGGAAAUUCAAAUUAUAAUGACGAUGAAUUAAAACCAAAAUUGCAAACUGAUAGAUCAAUUAGAAUGGCCUUUGUGAGAAAA
Messenger RNA from Funneliformis mosseae, 536 nucleotides. NCBI's taxonomy places the organism in Eukaryota, Fungi, Glomeromycota, Glomeromycetes, Glomerales, Glomeraceae. The record is from the annotation of a GenBank genome assembly.